AUGAGCACUUUGCUUCGUCUUUUGCCUCCUGCCGAGUUCGGGUGGCCCCUGCUCAAGCCGCCAAGACCGCAGUCAAAUGUCCGUGUACGACUACGCAAAUACACAAGUCUUCCUGAGCUCACUUGGCCACAAAGUACCACGACGCCUGAAGACCUCGGAUUCAUCAAGUUCCCACGACAACUUAAGUGUACCCUUCGGAUCGCCAAGUUCCACUACCGUCGCCAAAACUUGAGAUGA
Messenger RNA from Triticum turgidum subsp. durum (durum wheat), 237 nucleotides. The record is from the annotation of a GenBank genome assembly. NCBI's taxonomy places the organism in Eukaryota, Viridiplantae, Streptophyta, Magnoliopsida, Poales, Poaceae.